UCUAGACUCUGAAGCAGAGAGAAAAAAACACAGACACUUUGAUAUCCUCCUAAAAGGACAGGCUUGCGAGAAAUGACAUUCAUCCUCUGCUCCUCUCUUCCCGAAGCUGUGGAACUGUAAUUGGAACUGGAUUCCAGGUGGAAUUCACACAGUCUGAGCUUCCAACAGAUUGUAAUGGCAGAGCACUGCUUCCAAGCCUUACACAACACCACGCCCACAUCCAACAGCCUGGUAGGAACUCAAGAGCAAGACGGUCUAGCCAACUGCACUUUAGAUGGCAGCAGCCUCCGGGUCCUUCUGGCUGUCUCCUACUCAAUCUUCUUCCUGUUUGGCUUAGUUGGCAACCUCCUGGCUCUCUGGGUGUUCCUGCAUCUGCACUCCAAGAAGAACUCGGUGCGAGUUUUCCUCAUCAACUUGGCGGUGGCUGACUUGCUCCUUGUGGUCUGCCUGCCCUUCCGGAUAGCCUACCAUGCCAACAAUGACUGCUGGGUCCUGAAUCCAAUAAUCUGCAAGGUGGUGGGCAAUGUCUUCUACAUGAACAUGUACAUAAGCAUUGUCCUGCUGGGUCUGAUUAGCAUUGACCGUUACCUGAAGUUGCAAAGGAUCUCCAGUAGGCAGAGGUUUCUCAGAAGUCGAGAGAGCAUUCUCACAUGCUGCCUUCUGUGGGUGGUGGCUAUUGCUGCGAUAUUACCAUAUAUUGCCCUGAAUAAGGAUAACACACCAUCCACUAAGUGUUUCCAGUAUAAACACCUGCACAACGCCAAAUGGAAGGGUUAUUUCAACUUAGUGUUAGUGGUCACAUUCUGGGUGGUCUAUGGAGCCCUUGUAAUGUCUUACGGGAAGAUCGCAAUGGGGCUGUUGCGUGUCUCUAAGGAGAAGCCUGAUCUUCCAAAUGCAGCCAAGUACGGCAGAACAGCUCGCAAAUCCUUCUUUAUUCUCUUUCUCUUCACCGUGUGCUUUGUGCCCUAUCACUUAGGGAGGAUCUUCUACAUCCUCUCCCAGAUCACAGAUGUCUCCUGCCAGUGGGUUGAGGUGGUGGACAAGACCAACGAGAUAGCUCUGCUGCUGUCUGCCUUCAACAGCUGCCUGGAUCCAGUCAUGUACUUCGUGCUAUGUGGCUCUGUGCGCAGGACUGUGCUGCAGCUUCUGUGUAAAUGCAUCCGCCUGGUGGUUUCAGGACACUCCAACAGCUCCAGCAAUGACACUGGGAGAAGCCAACGGGAGCAGCUUACAGACAGCGAGAUCACCACUUUGCGAAGAAAGACUGCUGUUCAGAUCAAGCCUUCGGAUACAUGACUGACUUUGUUACAGUCAAUUGCACAGGCUACACAUGCAGGCAUGCCUGGGUGUCAUGUAGACCUAUUAUCUAUAUGCUAAAUCUUCCAGUGUCUGGGCUUAAAGCAAUU
Molecule: messenger RNA, 1406 nt
Organism: Colossoma macropomum (tambaqui)
Lineage: Eukaryota; Metazoa; Chordata; Actinopteri; Characiformes; Serrasalmidae
Gene: gpr34b
Product: G protein-coupled receptor 34b
Exons: 2
Coding region: 175-1296 (373 amino acids)
Biological process (GO): G protein-coupled receptor signaling pathway
Cellular component (GO): membrane
Molecular function (GO): G protein-coupled purinergic nucleotide receptor activity
Source: RefSeq, a predicted model, not a curated record